CUCUAAACAGAAAAUAGGGAGGAGGAACUGGAAAUGAAUAGAAAGAAGAAAUAUAGAUAGAAUAGAGAUAGAGAGGAACAGAUUGGGUAAAACAUGUCUGUCUCCUUUUCUUGCUAUGUUGCUCCUGCUCCUUCCCACAUAUUCGGCAGCAGGUCCUCUCCACCCGUCCAUUGUCCUGCUUUCCCUCUCCCCUCUUUGUUUUUAUACCCUUCUUCGUCCUCAUUCGCAUCCCGACAUCUCCCUCACAAACACAAAGCCGCCGGGAUUAUGAAGAGAGCCGCAGACUUUCACACAAAUGCCACUCCUGCUGAUGAUGACGAUGAAGAUGACGACAUUGAAGAUGAAUACGAAGAUGCCGACCCUUUCUUGCCUGAGAAGUGGGAUGUUUUGGGUCUUGGCCAAGCCAUGGUGGAUUUUUCUGGCAUGGUUGAUGAUGAGUUUCUGGAAAAACUGGGUUUAGAAAAAGGUACAAGGAAGCUUGUGAAUCACGAAGAGAGAGGUCGAGUCUUGAGAGCAAUGGAUGGUUGUAGCUAUAAGGCUGCUGCUGGUGGCUCCCUUUCCAACAGCCUUGUGGCCUUGGCCAGGCUUGGCAGCACAUCCAUUGGAGGCUCUCCCUUGAGUGUUGCCAUGACAGGGAGUGUAGGGAGUGAUCCCUUGGGUGGCUUUUACAGAGCAAAGUUACGUCGGGCUAAUCUGCAUUUUCUUUCUCCACCUAUCAAAGAUGGGACGACAGGGACAGUAAUAGUUCUUACAUCUUCAGAUGCCCACCGUACAAUGCUGGCAUAUCAGGGAACAUCUUCGACUGUUAAUUAUGAUUCGUGCUUGGCUAGUGCAGUUUGCAAUACGAAAAUACUUGUAGUUGAGGGGUAUUUGUUUGAACUUCCUGAUACAAUCAAGACAAUUACAAAAGCAUGUGAAGAAGCACACAGGUGCGGAGCGCUGGUUGCAGUUACAGCAUCAGAUGUUUCCUGCAUUGAGAGACACUACGACGAUUUCUGGGAAAUUGUUGGGAACUAUGCAGACAUUGUUUUUGCAAACAGUGAUGAAGCGAGAGCCUUCUGUCACUUUUCCUCCAAGGAGAGCCCCAUUUCCGCUACAAGGUAUCUCAGCCAUUUUGUUCCAUUUGCCUCGGUUACUGAUGGACCAAGAGGCUCUUACAUUGGUGUAAAAGGAGAAGCUGUAUAUAUCCCUCCUUCUCCAUGUGUACCAGUGGACACCUGUGGUGCCGGGGAUGCAUACGCAUCAGGAAUUUUGUUUGGUAUUUUGAGAGGAGUAUCAGAUUUGAAAGGAAUAGGUACAUUAGCAGCUAGGGUUGCAUCCACGGUUGUUGGACAGCAAGGCACUCGGCUUAGGGUUCAAGAUGCAGUAGAGUUGGCAGAAUCAUUCACGUUCCAUCUUGAUAGUUCCACUAUUAGGUCAGAUAUUGGGUCAGAUCAUAUAUCCAGCUUCUAAUUAGACCCUAUGUUAAUUUCCAAUAUUAUUUUAUUAGAUAUAAACAUUGUUCAUGACUUUUGUACAUUAUACAUAUUGCGGACCGGUAUUGGGAGCCAUGUAAUGAAGUUACCACGACUUUCUCCCAAUUUUGUUGGCUAUUCGGCCUCAUGAAAUCUUGUAAGUGUAUAAUUCUGGGUUGAGGG
Argentina anserina (silverweed cinquefoil) is the source of this 1637-nucleotide messenger RNA. RefSeq lists its product as uncharacterized. The transcript has 5 exons. The coding region runs from base 94 to 1452 and encodes 452 amino acids. Gene Ontology annotation, molecular function: kinase activity. The record is from RefSeq and is a predicted model, not a curated record. NCBI's taxonomy places the organism in Eukaryota, Viridiplantae, Streptophyta, Magnoliopsida, Rosales, Rosaceae.